Molecule: messenger RNA, 2679 nt
Organism: Vigna umbellata (rice bean)
Lineage: Eukaryota; Viridiplantae; Streptophyta; Magnoliopsida; Fabales; Fabaceae
Source: RefSeq, a predicted model, not a curated record
UCAUUCUCUUUGAGUGCAUUCAAUUCUUCAAUGAAGGUGGAGAAGAUGAAGAUAAAAAGACUUAGAACCCGUUGCUUUCGUGUUCUAUGCUCUUCUGAGCGCUCCAGUUUCGAAGAUAAUGCUGAUAAUGGGGGGUCUGAUACUUCUUUUUUGGUUGUUUUGUUCUGCUAAGAAAACUUCAAAGGGUAGAUUUUUGUGCGGACAAUAUUGACUUUUUUCUUAACCCAAAAAAUAUUGUAGUUUCUAGAGGACGAGGGAAUGUGGAUAACUUAUCUCUUAUAGAGAGGAAAAUAGAAGAAUUACCUUGGGGAAAAAGAAAUUUUGUAAGUUGAUGAAAUAUUUUACAGUGACCGAUUUCAGUCAAAAAAAAUUGUGGAUAAGUUAUCUGUGACAAGAAGAAAGUGAUUAUGGAGAAAUUUUUUCCGGGUUAACUUGAUUAUUAAACCAAACUUUUGAAUUAGGGUCUGUUUCACUGUUACAACAAGCUAUCAUAGUACUAUUUUAUUUUCUUUCUUUCAGAGGUCAGGUUUCAUCGCGGGUGAUUUUGGUGGAGAGAUACAGCAAUGGUACUGCGAAGAGGUGAUGAUUCGCAGUUGCAAACCUUUCUUGUUGACGAUGGAAGGUCUACUAGGGCAAACAGGUUUCAGGAUUCCCAUUCCCUUGAUGAAAGACUAUUGUGGCUUCCAGACACAAUCAAAGAUUUUAUCCUACCAGCAGGCUUUCCAGGAUCAGUUUCAGAUGAUUACUUGGAUUACAUGUUACUACAGUUUCCUACCAAUGUGACUGGAUGGAUCUGUCACACCCUUGUGACUUCGAGUCUUCUAAAGGCUGUUGGUGUUGGCUCUUUCUCUGGAAGCACCGCGGCUGCUUCUGCUGCUGCCAUCAGAUGGGUCUCAAAGGAUGGUAUUGGAGCCGUUGGACGCUUAUUCAUUGGUGGGAGGUUUGGAAGUCUUUUUGAUGAUGAUCCCAAGCAAUGGAGAAUGUACGCAGACUUCAUUGGCAGUGCUGGAAGCAUUUUUGAUCUGACAACCCAACUAUAUCCUGGCUAUUUCCUUCCUUUGGCAUCUCUUGGAAAUCUUACCAAGGCUGUAGCAAGAGGACUAAAAGAUCCCUCUUUUCGCGUGAUUCAAAACCACUUUGCAAUUUCAGGAAAUCUAGGAGAAGUAGCAGCAAAGGAAGAAGUUUGGGAAGUGGUUGCUCAACUGGUUGGCCUUGCUUUAGGCAUUUUGAUUCUGGAUACACCUGGCCUUGUAAAAUCAUAUGGUGUACUUUCGUUAACUUGGUUGAGUAUGCGAGUUCUGCAUCUUUGGCUACGCUAUGAAUCACUUUCAGUUCUUCAGUUUAACACAAUAAAUCUAAAGCGAGCUCGCAUACUGGUAAAAUCAUACAUGUUACAUUCUACUGUUCCAGGAUGCACAGAUUGCAAUAGAGAAGAGAAUAUAUUAGCUUGGCCACAGUUCAUGAAGCCAAAAAUAAUUUUUGGCUUGCCAUUGGAGAAAAUGGACGGUGUGGAGAGAUCUCACUUUAUGGUGGAGGCACUUCUAAAGUUAUAUGCAAGUGAGAAAUAUAUUCUUAUGGUGAAUCAGAAACCAGAAGAUUUGAGGUUUUAUGUUUCUUUCAAGAUUGGAGCCACAAGUGUUUCCGUAUUACGAAGUGUGUGGCAGACUUUCUGGCUGAGUGAGAACUGGGAUAGUGAUGUUAAUAUUUGUGAUCAAAUUGCCAACAGCCUAUUGCAAUUGGAAGAAAAGUUUGAGGAUUUCAUUCAAAAGUUGAAAGAUGCAGAAUGGGAUACUCAGCAAUUAAAUUUGAAGGUUCCGAAAAACCUCUUUAUUGAUGAUAAUACCAAUCCCCUCUAAAUUCUACAGUGAUGAAGCUGAUGAGGUUUUAUAGUGCAAAAUUAUAUGACCAUCAUGAGGUCUUUCUUGAUAGUGGAGGCAUAAAUCAAAUUGUAAAUUCUGUAAGCAGUUUUGCAAGCAUUUAGAUCAAAUCAAGAUACUAUAUUCAGACGCAGACAUUCAACUAAGGGAGACAUUGUAUCAACUCAUUAAGUACCCAAUACUGUCUUUGAUACUUCAUAGGGAGGCUCCUGUUGUAAACCAUUUGUUCUCAAUUUUGUUUAAAAUCUUUCUUGUAUGCAAUUUUUGGGGACAAAUUUCAUUCAUGUUUGGUAUUCAUGACUUCUGUGGAUGUAUAAGUUAGGUUAAUCCUGCUAUCUUUAGUCUAAAGCAGUUCGUUAUUCUGUCUUCAUAAAAAGUUCAUUGGUUCACCUUUUGAGGGAGAAAUUAAUGCUGAUUUAAUCAAAUUAAUUGCCCUGUAUAAAGAUGAUAUGGAAAAUGAGGGUAUUGGGUUUUAAAGCCUAAAUUCAUGGUUGUCUUGUGUUACCAUUUUACCAAAUAUGCAAUGCCUUUAUCUGUGAGGUAACUUGUGGACUUAUCGUACUUUAUAGGUAAAGAACCAGAGAUUCUACUAUGUUUUCAAUGUUUGAAGUUAUUAUAUGCCAACUACAGCUCUUCAUAUUAAUUAAUUCCUUCCUUUCAAAGCCAAAUCCUUGUAGUUGACAACUUUUCUGGUUUGUGGUCAUUCACUAGGCAGUAGCAUUAAAGAGAAUUUGAUAUUAUGCACUUUCUGUACUGAACAAGUAUAAAGUAGCUAAUAUGGAAAUAUUCCUAAAUAGCUUCC